Papaver somniferum (opium poppy) is the source of this 1152-nucleotide messenger RNA. RefSeq names its product putative glucan endo-1,3-beta-glucosidase GVI. Gene Ontology annotation, molecular function: hydrolase activity, hydrolyzing O-glycosyl compounds. NCBI's taxonomy places the organism in Eukaryota, Viridiplantae, Streptophyta, Magnoliopsida, Ranunculales, Papaveraceae. The record is from RefSeq and is a predicted model, not a curated record. The coding region runs from base 11 to 1078 and encodes 355 amino acids. The transcript has 2 exons. Gene Ontology annotation, cellular component: plasma membrane. Gene Ontology annotation, biological process: carbohydrate metabolic process.
AACAGCAGAAAUGGAAAGUUUCUUUCUUAUUUGUCUUUCAUUUUCUCUCUUCCUCACUCAGCACAGUAGUUUCACUAGAGGGGCCUAUGACAUGGAGUGCAAUUUUGGUUUGAAUUAUGGAACACAAGGAGACAAUCUUCCAACACCAGACAAAGGACUAAACCCUCUAAGACAAGUUGUUUGGAGACUUCGUUUAUUCUCGCCGGAUCAUGCUAUCCUAAAUUAUCUUAACAGUUCUGACAGCGGCAUAGUCGUCUUGUCUAUCGGAACGUUCAAUGAAGAUAUCGAAAAGAUCGCGGUCGACCAGAACUACGCAAAUUCAUGGGUACAACAAAACAUAGUUCCUUUCUCAGAGAUAACUUUUAGCCACAUCGUUGUUGGCAAUGAAGUUAUCCCUGGUCCAAUAGCUAAUUUUGUCGUUCAAGCCAUGAUAAACAUGGAGAAAGCUAUAAAGGAGUGUACUGGACAUGAUAUAUACGUAACUACAUCGGUGUCCAUGAAUGUGCUUGGAACGUCCUACCCACCUUCAGCUGGGGAAUUCCGGGAAGAUUCUAUGACGGUAAUGAGAGGCGUCGUACAUUUCUUACAAACCGGGGGUUACCCACUGUUUAUAAAUGUUUACCCUUAUUUCGCCUACGCUAAUAAUCCUGCAGACAUUAGGCUGGACUAUGCAUUGUUCAAUACUACUGAUAUUGUUGUUCAAGAUGGAGAUCUUCAAUACAACAAUUUGUUUUAUGCGAUGGUCGAUUCAUUGAUUUGGGCUGUAGAGAAAGCACAAGGACCAGAUGUUGAAAUUGUUGUGAGUGAAACCGGUUGGCCAUCCGCUGGGAACGGUGAUAUAACGACUGUAGAACAUGCUCGGAUCUAUGUUAACAAUUUGAUCGCUACACAAAUGAAAUCAGGGACGCCGAAGAGACCACAACACGCUAUGAAGACGCAUAUAUUUGCCAUGUAUAACGAAAAUCUAAAACCUGAAGGAGUUGAAAGAAAUUUUGGAAUCUAUCGACCUGACUUAUCAGAAGUAUAUCAUGUAGACUGGCCUAAAUGGAGUGGACGCUGUAACUUAGGAAAUAUAUAAAUCAAGUGAUGUUUAAGAAAUGUGUGCUUUCUUAUUAUACCGCAAAACCAUGACUGUAAUGUCUACAUACAUCU